AUGAGUUUCUUCUCGUUCGGUAAUCUGCCUGUCAUCCAGACCCGCAAGGCACUGCUGCUGCUCGACUUCCAGAACGACUUCGUCCGUCCGUCCGGUGCCCUCCAUGUCCCUAAUACUGCCGACAUCCUCGAGACCCUGCCACCUCUGGCCGUUGCCUUUCGCCGUGCGGGUGAUGUAGUGUGGGUGCGCUCGCAGUAUGCAUCUCCUCAGUCGCUCACCGACUGGAACUUUGGCGAUCGAAUUGUUCUGGAUAGGGAGCCGCAGAAGCGGAAGACCGCGCCCGCUUCGGACGUGAUCGAGGCAUCCUCCGACCGUGAUUCCCCAGAGCCCGUGGACGCGGAGGCCUUUCUUUCUGCUGGAUCAGCCACCUGCUGUGCUGCACAGACGACGGGGUUCCAAUUCCCGGCUCCUCUUCUCGCGGCCAUUGAUCCCGAGCGUGACACGGUAUUGGACAAAAUUGGCUAUUCGGCGUUGGAGUCAGAGGGCUUGGUGCUCUCCUUUCGCCAACGCUUUGUGACCGAGCUGUAUCUGUGUGGCUCUCUGUCUAACGUUUCCGUGUAUGCUACUGCGUUGGAUGCCGUCCGAAAUGGUUUCUCGGUCACCCUUAUCGAAGACUGUCUGGGUUACCGCGAUUUCCAGCGUCAUCAAGAGGCAAUGCGCCGCAUGGCGGAUAUUCUCGGUGCAACCGGUAGUACUGCUCAGGAGCUUGCCCAGGAACUAGACUGGGACGAGACAGAUGCCAUCGCCCGCGGCAGUGCCCCUCCGCCCCAGGAGUCGGCCGUCUCGGCGGAUAUCGAGAGUAUCAUCGACAGUUUAGGAUUCAAGACCGCCGACUCGAUCCCGGAGGAGACACCCGAUCGAGAAGAUUGCAGCCUCACGGAGCUCGUUUCUCAGACCCGGGCCCAGCGGGCCGCAGCCGCACGGGCUCCCGCCGAUGGAAAGAAGCAUGUUCGUGCACGAGUGCGACGUCCCAAACGUCGCGAACCAACCCCCGACCCAGCUUUGAGCAACGGUGGCAUUGGAGAAGGUGAUGCCCGCCUCAUUCCGGAUGUUGAUCUGCCUACUGACGCAUUUCAGCGCAUUCGGGUCGAAGUCUCUUGGCAGAAGAUGUAUCAUCUGUCGGGCCAGGUACCUCGUCUGGUGGCGGUGCAGGGCCAUAUUCAGCCUAACGGUGCCGUCCCAAUCUACCGACAUCCCGCAGACGAGUCUCCACCACUAAACCCAUUCACCCCUGCCGUAGACGAAGUGCGUCUUGCGGUGGAGCGAAUUCUGGGUCACCCAUUGAACCACGUGCUUAUUCAACUCUACCGAGACGGACAAGACAGCAUCUCCGAACACUCCGACAAAACUCUCGACAUCGUUCGCGGCUCUUUCAUUUGCAACGUUAGUCUGGGCGCUCAGCGUGUCAUGGUACUCCGCACUAAAUCCUCGGCCUGUGAAUCCAAAGAGGGCGCAGAAUCAGGGCGCGCUACCCAGCGUGUGGCACUCCCUCACCGGUCACUCUUCGUUCUCGGCGAGAAGACGAACAUGCGGUGGCUCCACGGCAUUCGGCCGGACAAGCGUCCCGACUCCACCAAAUCACCGGAGGAGGUAGCUUUCGGCGGCGAGCGUAUCUCACUUACUUUCCGAAACAUUGGAACCUUCAUCGACCCGGCUUCCAAUACAAUCUGGGGCCAAGGAGGUGUAGGCAAGACCCCGGACCUGGCUCGGCCUAUAGUCCACGGGGAUCCUGCAGAGAUUGAACGACUGAUCCGUUCAUUCGGGCAGGAAAAUCGUGAGACCGAGUUUGACUGGGACUCCGUUUACGGUGGUGGGUUCGACGUGGUGAACUUUGUCACUGCGUCCCCGACACGACUGGCCCUGAGCGGCGACCAGGUGGCUGAUUUGCGGGUGCUUCUGGCUCUCGGAGAGAAUGGAAUUCGAUACGAGGUUGUCGGAAGUCAUCAAGUGGACACCUACAAUGGAAACCCGACGGCACGCCCACUGUAUGUAGAUCCACAAGAAACGACUGUUGCCGGUGAUUUGGCCAUCUUGACACAUUUGGUGGAACGACCCGUGGAAACGUUUCGACCCGGUGUGGAUGUUUUGCGUGGCGGGAAUCACCUGGCGUGGAUUGAGGAGUUGCUUGCCUGUUGGCGCGAACAUCGCUCCGGUGACAAUGGUGUUCUUGAAACCAAACUGGAUCAUUGUGAGCACACCCUUGAAGGACAGUAUUAUCUCGGUGGCGCAAUCCUCAGCAUCGACGAUUGCUUGCUGUGGCCGGUACUGCGGGAGAUUGUGCAGACCCGAGGGGUAUUUGAUGCUCGAUUUGUGAAUUUGAAUCACUACUACCAGCGAGUUGAGAAACGAGGCAUUGUGCGGAGCAUUCUGGAGACUCGCUGA
Messenger RNA from Penicillium cinerascens, 2382 nucleotides. Its product is annotated as isochorismatase family protein family. The record is from RefSeq and is a predicted model, not a curated record. The coding region runs from base 1 to 2382 and encodes 793 amino acids. Gene Ontology annotation, biological process: DNA alkylation repair; DNA repair. Gene Ontology annotation, molecular function: dioxygenase activity. Gene Ontology annotation, cellular component: nucleus. Lineage: Eukaryota; Fungi; Ascomycota; Eurotiomycetes; Eurotiales; Aspergillaceae. The transcript has a single exon.